AGGGCUGGGAUAUAAAAUGAAGGGGUUUAUAAUAUUAACCAUAUUAUCUGUAGCAGUUUUGGUUAAGGGCGAUAAAAAAUACUAUGUAAUUCCGCAAGAAAUUGGCGACUGUGAUCCAAGUAUAAAAAUAUUCAAUUCAGAAUAUCAAAAAACUCUGGAAAAAGUAGGACCACAUCAUGUAGCCAUCAACUUUCCGCAUUUUGUUCUAACUAAAGUUAUUCAAGAACCUAUCAAAGUGACGGCCGUCGUCGAAAAACACAAAUCUGAUGAUAAAUGGAACUUUUUCAUUAAAAAAGAUUUUCCUGGAAUUUGUGGAGUACUGCAAGACAAAGAGCAACCUUGGACAGAGUUGGUUGAGAGUUUUCCAGAAGGGAAGAUGGUUUGCCCUUUUAAACCUAUGGAUGAGGCAAUCAAUAAUGUAACUUUCAAUGGUGAUGUCUCAAAAGUAUUGGAUUUGGGUGAAGACGACGUUGGUCUCUAUAGACUUCAAAUAACUGGAGUCGGAUCUGUUGAUAUGAGAAAAGAAACUCCAUUAGGUUGUCUUUCUGGCAAAUUUACUAUUGAAGGAUUUGAUGAAUAA
Molecule: messenger RNA, 580 nt
Organism: Ctenocephalides felis (cat flea)
Lineage: Eukaryota; Metazoa; Arthropoda; Insecta; Siphonaptera; Pulicidae
Exons: 4
Coding region: 17-580 (187 amino acids)
Source: RefSeq, a predicted model, not a curated record